GUGCCCUGGUUACUAGUACUGCUCCGGUCCCCAGACACCAAAACCACACGGGAAAGGUGACAGGGAUAGGUGGAUGCGUCAUGGGUGAGGACCUAUCGAAAGAAAGACAGAGGAAGAAGUGUAAAAGGGACGUGAAGACUGCAAAGGAAGUACAAAUUCACAGAAAAGGGGCAGCAACUGACAAAGGCCCUGAGAAACGGGGAAAGGAAACCAAGUGCAAAGAAAAAGUUUGACAGGCAAAGCAGCCUCAAGAGGCUAGGGGACAUGCAACAAGAGUCUGACAGAAAUGAGCAGGGCUACAGCAGCUCCCCCCCUUCUAGCAAUAAACAGGACUCUUCAGAUGACACAAAGAAAAAUCACAGAAGAGAGAAAAAUAGGAUUGCAGCACAGAAAAGCCGCCAGCGACAAACAGAAAAAGCAGACUCGUUGCACAUUGAGAGUGAGAAUUUGGAGCGCCUGAAUUCGGCAUUACGCGGAGAAAUCAGUGGCCUGCGAGAGGAACUGAAAUAUCUCACAUGUGUGCUAAGUACCCACCAACCUGUUUGUGUCCUUGGUCCAACAAAGCCACAAGCUAUCCUCCCACAUGUCGGAUCCACCCGCUACCAGCACUAAGGGUACAUGGACGGUGAUUACACAUUCAUGUUGUAUCAUAGUGCAAACAAGAACUAUGACAUUCGUAAUAUACUCUUGGGCUCAUCAUGACAUGUUCAGCUUUAGGUGAAAAUAAAAUGUUGAUCUCUAAAGAGAUGAUAGAAUGUGCAAGGGCAUGUGUUAUGCCUGUUGUAAAAUGCCUGAAUGUGCUAAAAAAACACAUAAAUAUCACGUGUUGGGCAAUGACACACAUUAUAUAAGAAAUUUGUAUUAGAUGCGCAAAUGUCAUAAAAAUACAAAGUGUGUGUGUGUGUGUCUGUGACCUAUUCAUAAAAUACAGGAAAGCAUAACAACAUUGUAUAUCUGAGUAUUAAUAAGGCAACAGCAUGCAAAAUAUUGAUGCUUUGUCUUUUGUAGAGGUGCAAGACCAUGCUGUGGUGAAGUAUAAUGAAGUAUCGUCAAGAAUCAUGUCAAGUGCCUAUGUUAUUUAUAAAUGAUAGAACACGCUGUACACGCGUAUAUCAUUUGUAGAUCUGCAGUUAUGUCUUUAUUUUUUAGCAUUUUAUUUCUUUGUGGUACUCACUGAGGUAUAUACUUUAAAUCCAACUUCAAUGAGGCACUGUGCAAUGAAGUACCAGUUUUUCAGUCUCUUCCAGUACCACUGUGGUGGCUUUCAGAUGAAGAUAAGCACCCUGAGAAAGAUCAAGUAUAGUCCUGUUAGAAGAUUGUUAUAAAGGGAAAGGGUUAUAGAAUGUAUAUUAAUUGUGUUCAAAGUAUUUUGAAACAUUUUAAGGAUGACAAAAUUACAAAACUCUUAGUAACAUGACAAUUCAUCACUAGUGUGAAGAAUACAUGAUACAUUGAGGGUCUUUGUGGUUGUUGGGUGACCAAUUGGCUAGAAUCUCAAAUUGAUAUUUUAGUGCUAAUGAAACACAUGGUGCUUUUCAGUUUAAAUAAACUGUGGUUAUUUAUUCCAA
Molecule: messenger RNA, 1568 nt
Organism: Xenopus laevis (African clawed frog)
Lineage: Eukaryota; Metazoa; Chordata; Amphibia; Anura; Pipidae
Gene: batf.L
Product: basic leucine zipper transcription factor, ATF-like L homeolog
Exons: 4
Coding region: 265-612 (115 amino acids)
Biological process (GO): regulation of DNA-templated transcription; regulation of transcription by RNA polymerase II
Cellular component (GO): nucleus; cytoplasm
Molecular function (GO): RNA polymerase II cis-regulatory region sequence-specific DNA binding; DNA-binding transcription factor activity; DNA binding
Source: RefSeq, a predicted model, not a curated record